Neopsephotus bourkii (Bourke's parrot) is the source of this 785-nucleotide messenger RNA. RefSeq names its product caseinolytic mitochondrial matrix peptidase proteolytic subunit (gene CLPP). Bases 36 to 785 code for a protein of 249 amino acids. The transcript is spliced from 7 exons. Gene Ontology annotation, cellular component: endopeptidase Clp complex. The record is from RefSeq and is a predicted model, not a curated record. Gene Ontology annotation, molecular function: serine-type endopeptidase activity; ATP-dependent peptidase activity; ATPase binding. NCBI's taxonomy places the organism in Eukaryota, Metazoa, Chordata, Aves, Psittaciformes, Psittacidae. Gene Ontology annotation, biological process: protein quality control for misfolded or incompletely synthesized proteins.
CACUUCCGGGGUCCUCCAAGCACUUCCGGGGCACGAUGAGGCCUGUGGUGGCGCGCGGCCUCUGCCGGGCCUGGGCGGGCGCCCGCGGCCUGCACCGGACAGCGCCGACGCGCGGCCCCCCCCUGAUCCCCAUCGUGGUGGAGCAGACGGGCCGCGGGGAGCGCGCCUAUGACAUCUACUCGAGGCUGCUUCGGGAGAGAAUCGUCUGCGUCAUGGGCCCGAUCGAUGACUCCCUGGCCAGCCUGGUCAUUGCCCAGCUCCUGUUCCUGCAGUCCGAGAGCAACACGAAGCCCAUCCACAUGUACAUCAACAGCCCCGGCGGGGCGGUGACGUCGGGGCUGGCCAUCUACGACACGAUGCAGUACGUGCUGAACCCGGUGUGCACGUGGUGCGUGGGGCAGGCGGCCAGCAUGGGCUCCCUGCUGCUGGCGGGGGGGGCCCCCGGGCAGCGCCACGCGCUCCCCAACGCCCGCAUCAUGGUGCACCAGCCCUCGGGGGGGGCACGGGGCCAGGCCACCGACAUCGCCAUCCAGGCCGAGGAGAUCCUGCAGCUCAAGCGCCAGAUCAACGGCAUCUACGCCAAGCACACGGGGCAGCCGCUGAGCGUCAUCGAGGCAGCCAUGGAGCGGGACCGGUACCUGAGCCCCGUGGAGGCACAAGAGUUCGGGCUCCUGGACCGGGUCCUGGUGCAUCCCCCCCCCCGCGGCGAGGACGAGCCCCGGUUGGUGCAGAAGGAGCCCCCCCCCGCUCCCUCUGUACCCCCCAACCCCUCCCCAGCCUCCUGA